AUAAAGCUUAAGCACUCUUCUAGUCUUCUUUUCCCACAGCUCAUCCGCCCUCUCUCUACUCAGCUAUUGUAUUCCUUAAUGAUAGUCACAGCCAUAAUACCCGACUCCUCGACUGUGUAGUUAACAGUAGUUGGCAUCUCAAAACUGAACUCGCAGGCAUGCGUGUGCAUGCCUUGUGAUGGACUGCUGUCCGGUCCAGGAUGUGCCAAUUCUCUGCCGUGUUAGGAUCCAGCUCGCCGUUAGACUGUACUGGAGGAAAUUGGUGAAAACGGAGAGAUACAGUACUUGUUUGUGUGUUUACUGCUUUAAAAAUCCUAAAAAGCAGAAAGCUCUUAAAAGCUACAACCGGCAGGUGACAGGCAACUUCCUUCCUCAUGCUUGCCUCAGUUCUUGGCGUCUGGGAGUCAUGUGAGCGCGCUGCCCAAUGAGAGCCGUCGAGGUGUCUGCCUGCUCUUGUGUUGGCUGCGCGUUAGCUGGAAGCUGCCGAUGGCUGUUACAUGUCCCCACUCUUUUAAUUUCAUAACGUGGCUGGGAGGCAGUCGAAAGGUAGCAAAAUCAAUAAGAUGGAAGUUGUAGCGGAGAAAAAAUGACUGUGUGCUUCAUGUAGCAGCAGUGCUUUAAAGGAAAGACCACAGGGUCGUCUGCUUCGAAGGCGUCUAGCGCUGUUCCCUCGGUGUCCGUGCGCUGGUUGCCACAGCCCGUUGUGAUGGAAAUGCUUUGAAAUGAUGCUUGGUUGAGGCUGAAGGAUAGAAAGUUUUUUUUUUACAAAAAAACAAAACAAAAAUGACAUAAGACCGCUGCGGGUGACUUCCUAUUAAAUGACAUGCUGUAAUAUUCUGGAAGACAGAUCGAUGAUUGCAACAGGGGGUCGACAAUGGAUAAGGAGGCCAGCCGGCUGGAGAGGGAUCACGUUCACAGUGUGUAUGAAAAAAUAGCUCCCUACUUCAGUGAUACCCGCUACAAAGCCUGGCCCAGAGUGCGCCAGUUUCUUCUGGAUCAAGAGCCAGGCAGCAUCAUUGCUGAUGUCGGCUGCGGUAAUGGGAAAUACCUCCAUAUCAACAGCGAGACCUUCAAGCUGGGCUGUGACUGCUGUCGCCCCCUGGUGGAGGCAGCCAGGAGCCACGGUCACGAGGUGCAGGUGUGCAAUGGUCUUCGGCUGCCUUACCGGGAUGGCUGCUUCGAUGCUGUUCUCUCCAUUGCAGUCAUCCACCAUUUCUCCACUAAAGAGCGCCGCAUCCGGGCCAUAAAGGAGAUGUCGCGCACCUUGCGAGUUGGCGGACGGGUGAUGAUCUACGUGUGGGCCAUGGAACAGAAGAGGCGCAGGUUUGAGAAGCAGGACAUCUUCGUCCCCUGGAACCCUCACCCCCCGUCCUCUCCCGCCACUAGGGGCUAUCCAGGCAAAGCCAGGCAGGACCGGAGAGGCUCCAGUACUGGAGACUGCGCUAGCUAUGGCACUGAUGGCAACGACAAGCACAGGAAGACAAAAAGCACAUCCUCCGUCGCGGGCGAGGAGGAAACAGCAUCCACUUCCCACGGGAAAUCGAAAAAGCUCUGGUUUUUCUCCAGGUCGCUGGAUUCAGUAUUAGAUUUUGGAGGUGCCGCCAAUUCUAGGUCUACCAGGGAACUGAGCACGUCCUGUGAUGACAGCACCCAGAUGAAAGAAGCAAACGAGACUAAGGUCUUCGGGCUCAACAGAGGCAUGGGUCUGAUCAAGCAGGUCUCCAGCUUCUUCUCAUCGAGGCACAGCUCUGACGAGGAUGUCUUUGGGUCUGUGGUAGACCAGGACCCUCCAAAGCUCUCAAGGGUUGAGAGAAAUGGCAACUCUGCCACUGAACAGCGGGGCCUGUCUGCUGCUAUAGUCCACACGUGCGGCGCUGUGCCCUUGCCUGACCUCGUCACACAUCAGAAUAUUGCUGUUGCCGACAAAGAGGCAUGUGACCGUGCCUACAGCAACAGACUGCCCAGUGGAGAGCAGGAAGGCAGGCCUGAAAGAGAGGUACCACAGUUCUUUAACAGCACAGAAGGCACUCAGGACAGAGAGAUGAAUAAGCAGAACAAAAUAAAGUCAGCAGACUCCUUCCUUCGCUACUAUCACGUGUUCAAGGAACGUGAGCUUCUGGAGCUCAUCGAGAGGCAUGUGGAGGAGCUACAUGUGCUUCAGUCGUAUUUUGAUCAUGCCAACUGGUGCGUCAUCGCUGAGAAGGUCCAGGUUUGGCAAAUUUAGAUUAUUUGUGAAGAAUGCUGUGUUUUUAAAAGCCUGUUUCGAACCAAACUGCUUUCAUUUCCCCAGCACUGGUCUCAAAGUAAUUAUAUAACACAGUAAUAUGUCUUUUCUUUUUGUUUUAUAUACUUGAAGAAACAGUGUCAGUGUAACUGAUAUACUGUACUGUACUGUACGCCUCAGUGUUUUAACAAGGUAUUUAAUUUGAAGUACUGUAGUAUGAUGUGGAACUCAUUACUCCCUAACGAGCUGGAUGAUUCUGUCUGAUUUUAAUGCAGAUGUUUUGUAUUGGAGUCUAUGAAACAGUUGUUUCUGUUUAUAAUACACUAAAUUUAUUUACUAAAACAUCUCAAGUAGCAAGUUCUAGAAUUCACUUGUUCAAUAAGCCCGCAAUAUACAUUAACAUGAACAUAUAUUUGCAUGUACAUCUGUUUCUCUUCAGUACUGAAUAGAGUCUAAAUGUGCUGUCAUACGGGUCAUUAUACUGAUCUGUUUAUUUUUAAACGCUUGUCUGAUUUGUAAUUGUCUAUUGUCAUGUGCAGCCAAAGAGUAUCACUUCAAUGCAUAGUUUAAUUCAAAUAUUGCUCAGGAUGUGUUUUAUCCCCCUGAAGAAUCCUCAAUAUUGUUUGCAUGCUUUCACUCCAAACUUGAAUAAUUUUUCUUGACGCUAAUUGUAGUCAGUUAUCAAUGCCUUGAACCCAUUAUGUUUUUAGUAUUGCAAGGUGGUUUACUGGUGUUAAAUUGCCUCUAAUUUGUAUUUGUUAGCUUUCCAGACAUUUCAUAAAUAUUUUUAAUAUUUAUUGAGCAAACGUGCAGUGGCAUGACAAAUAGUUUUAGUAAAAAAUAAAUUACUUUUUAAUAUUUUUAACUGUUCUGUGCAAACUGGUUUUGUACAUU
This is a messenger RNA of Lepisosteus oculatus (spotted gar), 3118 nucleotides long. RefSeq names its product tRNA methyltransferase 9B (gene trmt9b). Gene Ontology annotation, molecular function: S-adenosylmethionine-dependent methyltransferase activity; tRNA (5-carboxymethyluridine(34)-5-O)-methyltransferase activity; tRNA binding. The record is from RefSeq and is a predicted model, not a curated record. Gene Ontology annotation, biological process: tRNA wobble uridine modification; tRNA methylation. Gene Ontology annotation, cellular component: nucleus; cytoplasm. NCBI's taxonomy places the organism in Eukaryota, Metazoa, Chordata, Actinopteri, Semionotiformes, Lepisosteidae.